Messenger RNA from Gavialis gangeticus (Gharial), 1893 nucleotides. RefSeq names its product armadillo repeat containing 10 (gene ARMC10). The record is from RefSeq and is a predicted model, not a curated record. The coding region runs from base 1 to 1047 and encodes 348 amino acids. Gene Ontology annotation, cellular component: mitochondrion. The transcript is spliced from 6 exons. Lineage: Eukaryota; Metazoa; Chordata; Crocodylia; Gavialidae.
AUGGCUCCACAGUGCUUGGAUUCCUCCUGGCCAGAAUCUCCUCCUGGGCUGGUAGAUGGCAAGUUUGGCCAUCUACCAGCCCAGGAAGGAGCCAGGAGAAGACUGACCAGCAGGCCCCAGGCCCUGGUUGGAGAGUGCAUGAAAGAGCAGUGCGGAGACGUGCAGCUAGAACCUCAGGAGUGUCCUGAGGAGGUGGUGGAGGGGCUGCAGCCUGGUGCAUUCAAGAAUAAUUACUUUUUCAACUUUCAAAUAUUAACAGAUGGUGAUCUUCCAAAAUCAACCGAUAGCCUGGAUGCAAACCAUCUACAGAAACUUAUUCAACUGCUAGAGUCUACAGAUGAUCCAUUGAUUCAAGAGCAAAUAUUGGUGACUUUGAGCAACAGUGCAGCCUUCUCUGACAAUCAAGAUAUAAUUCGAAACUUGGAUGGCCUUUCUGUUAUUGGAAAAAUGGUCUCAGAUAGCAUCCCCAAAGUUAAAGAAAAAGCACUGAAUGCACUCAAUAACUUGAGUAUGAAUGUUAAAAAUCAGGAAGAGUUAAAGGAAUACAUUGUACAUGUCUGUAGAGAGAUUGAGUCAUCGCCCUUGGACUCUGAACUGCAACUAGCUGGACUCAGAUUGUUAACAAAUAUGUCUGUUACAAAUAACUACCAUCCUAUGAUGACGCAUUCGAUUCCAUAUUUUUUUCAUUUGCUUUCAGAAGGAAAUGAAAGGACGCAGAUUCAAGUCCUGAAAGUACUUGUGAACUUAUCUGCAAACCCAGCCAUGACAAGACAUCUUCUUGGUUCUCAAGCACCAUCGUUGCUUUCCCUUUUUGACAACUGCAUAAACAAAGAUGUUCUGCUUCGAGCCUUGGUGUUUGUCACAAAUUUGAACAAGAACAUGAAAAAUGCCAGGGGAGCCAUUAUCCAGGAUCAGUACAAUGAAGAUUCGAUUUUUUCUGUGCUCUUUGGAGAUUCUACCCAGUAUGCUCAAAAAUUGGCCUCUUUAUUGCAUCAUCCGGAUACAGAAGUGAAAGAACAAGUCAUUAAAAUAAUAACACAACAGUGAAAUGUUGAAGUGACUUAUCUGAUCAAAAGUUAAUGUUUAUAUUCAGUUUUAAGAUGAAUGUUCUUUCAUGAAAGAGUGAAGUAUGACCUACAGCUCUUAUUUUACUGAGCACUAUUAUAUUACUGUAAGCACGACAGUUGCCCUCAAAGAAUCUCAAUGCAAUAAUACAUCAUGCUUUAGAUUUGCUCUUGGAGUACUCUAAAAUGAUCAUUUGUUUAGCACUGGCAAAGCACCACAUAAAAAUUAGUAUGUAUAUAUGAUGGAGGGAAAGGCCUCUUGGGGAGUGGAAACUGGAGUCCUGAAACACUAAGCUCAAAUUUUUUAAAGGAAACUUAGUAUUAUCUCCUAAUGUUGAAAGCAGAUUUUUUCAUCAUUUUCCCAUGCAUAGAUUUAUGAUCUAUUAUUAUUAUUAUUAUUAUUAUUAUUAUUUAAAAAUCAAUUCUAGGUGUAAUCUAUUAAAGUUUCUCAGCCUGGAGUUUAAUUAUUUUUUUAAAGGAUUAGUUUAGACAUUUAAUGUUUUAUGUAAUUAUAUUAACUUCAAUAUACAUAUGCAGGAAUCUUUUUUGGAGCAUCCAAGUAAAAUUAGUGGCCAAACUAUAAUUUGAAUGGAAGCAUAAUUUAAAAUCAACUCAUAUGAUGUAAAACUUAAGGAAAAUUUCUAAAACAACAAAAACAAAACAAGUAGCUUAUAAGCAUUGUUCCCCCUCUUAGUUUCAGAGUGAAAUUAGUUAAUACAAAACAAAGCACAUACAAGCACUUUGCUGUAUCCCAUCUCAAUUAAACUGCAGUGCAGCCAAAACAAGAAAACAGGCUUUAACGGUUAAUAAAAAGCAAAACAGCAAUUCA